Molecule: messenger RNA, 4235 nt
Organism: Apis dorsata (giant honeybee)
Lineage: Eukaryota; Metazoa; Arthropoda; Insecta; Hymenoptera; Apidae
Exons: 4
Coding region: 469-2460 (663 amino acids)
Source: RefSeq, a predicted model, not a curated record
UAUACGUUGUUAAAGUAACGUAUUGCGUCCUACAAAUAACCCUUCUAUUUAUAUUUAUUUGAACAUUUAGUGUGUAAAAUUGAAGAAUUUUGAGGUUAUAUUGACAAUCUAUGAUGGUCGUGUAACAAAAGGGCUCUAAUGCAUCGGCGUUAUCGUAGAAACUUCAAUUUCUGUAUUCAAGCAAUUUCAUUGAAUUUGUACAUAAUAUAUACGAUUCAAAAAUUUUCCUCUUAUUGGUUUAAAAGUAUAAAGAUAUAUUAAAUGUACAUUGGUAUGCAAUUUAACGCAUUUGCUCCGCCACAUUUGUUACUACGAAUUUUUAGCCACCCCUUCUACGGCCCCUAUUUACGAUCGCAUCAUACUUACGUGACAUGAUUAUUAAUAUUCUUUAACUGAUAAUUUUGUUCUUCUUGCUCAUUAAACUUAAUAAUGAACAAUAUAUUCUCUUUUUUAUUUUAAAGUUAUAAAAUGACAGAAGGUGGUGCAACUAGAAUGAAGCGCAAUGGCGCUCGUUUGUUUAAAAAUCCUCCUCAGCCACAUAUGUGUAUACAAGACUUCAUACAGGGCACUGCUGUCCCAUGUUAUGUAAAUGUUUUAUCAUGGGAAAAAAUUGCAAUGCCAUUGAAACCUUCACAGCCUGUACCAUUUUAUGGUGGAAUGAGAGUCCGACCACCACGUACAAAAACAGAAGCUGUAAUAUUUGCAGUAAUGGCUAAUCCAGAAGUUCUUCGAAUUAGUGGUAAAAACGCUCAAGAUCCAAAGAAGCGUACCAGUUUAAUAGAACUUUUACUAGAUUUUGUGGAAAGGAUGAAUGCAGGUGUAAUUUUUAUGCGACAAUAUACAAUAUUGAAAGAUCGGGAUAUUACUGGUGAAUUAAAAGAAGUUUGGAAUGCAGUACAAGCAAGGCGAGAUAUGGAGCAACCUCCUCCGCAGCAAGAAACUUGGAUCGACGCGCAGCCACCUGUUCCUCAGUAUCCUCAGUAUCAAGAUCAUCAACAACAAGAUUACACAUCACAACCUCCACAAUAUCAUUCAAGUAUAGCAUAUGGUAGGGUAAUGAGUAAUGAAGGUAUGCAUUAUGAAAGCUAUGGUCAUCAACCUCAAAAUCCAGUUAUUUCACAAAACGAUCAAUUAUAUCAAUCCGGGCAAUUAGUACCACAACAGUAUCAUGGAAACGUUCCUCGGAUUACACCAAUCGCUUCUAGAGAUCGUAGAGAUAAUAUAGUACAGAAUAUUCCUCAACAAAACUGCCCUGCAUAUCCAUCCCAACAGUAUCAAUUUCAACAAUUGCCUAGGCAAAUGGUACCUCAAUAUGUAAAUUCAAAUGUUCAUCAUAAUGCCAGUCUUAAUUAUGGGCCAACUACAAACUCUAACGUUAAUCCAGCUAUGAAUACGAAUUUAGCACCACCUUUUCAACCAUAUAUAACUUAUCAACAGCGAAUUGAUAAUGCAAUGCAUAUUGAUAUGCGCAGAAUGCAACCACAACAGCAACAAAUACAUUUAAAUCACGUACAACCUGUUCCACAAUAUGAACCAGCAACACCAUAUAAUGUUCAAACAAAUUCGUCGAUUAACGUUCUUACAAUUAGAGUAGGUAGACCACAUAUGGGUGUUGCUCAGAAGAACAAUGCUAGUAAAAGACAAAUGAAUUCUCCUACUCAUUCAAAACAAUCUUCUUGUACAAAUUGCCAGAACAAAGAUAUGUCUGAUAAUGGCACGAAACCGAAAAGUCCUGUUAAAGUUUUACAACGGGAAUUGCCAUCGAAUGAUCGACAAGAUAUAAAUAAUCAUAUACUCACUACUAAUAAUAAAAUAAGUAUUGAAAAAAAUUCUAUUGAAGAAACAAAGAAUGUGCAAAUCACUGAUUUAGAUGAAGAAGUCAAAAAAACUGAUACUUCUAAUAGUGAAACGCCUGAAUUAUCUAGAAAACCAAAUGAUACUCAUACUUUAGACUCAACGUUAGCAAAUACAGAACGAGAUGCAAUGAGUUUUAUUGACGACAACACUUGUUUCGAAGAGAAACAACAAGAAGUAAAAAAUACGGAUAUUCCAAAUGGCCAAAAUUUAUCUGAUCAAAAGCAUUCAAAGUCAAAAGCGAUUGUAAUGAAAGGAAACAAACACAAGGAAAAUACGGAAAAUAAUAGAACAAUUCGUAUUAGAUUUGUUUCUGAUCAGAAAAACGAUAGUCCGAAACGUUCUCAAACAGUUAAUAAUAUUAUCAAGAGCGUUUUUAAAAUUCAUCCAGGUAUGUCUGCUGAAGAAACGUCAAGUAAACGAAAAACUAAUGGCCAAGCUAAAAAUAAUUCUAAGAUUAAUGGUGAAAACGAAGAGAUACAGCAAGGAUAUACAAUAUUAAAAAAAACAGAGUCUACUACUCAGGAAGAAAUAGUGAGCGAAUUAGCUCAGUUAUCCAUUCAAGACUGCAAAGAUGCGACCGAAGUUAGUCCCGUGCUCUCGUGAUAGCCUAGUUUGUAGCUGGUACCAAGUACUAGCUUGCAAAUAAAGAGCAGUGAAUACAAUGUAAAUAGAUAGAACAUUAAUCAAUAAAAAAAAGUCAGAAAAACAAAUCUUAAAGAGGGGGACAUAAAACAAUAGAAAUGAAUACAAUCGUACCAAAAUAUCAGGACGUGCUUUUGCUGACGGCCAUUUAUUUUUUGACGAAUCCAUUCGUCUUCCUUGACAUAACUUUGACAAGACGGAUCAUAAUGAAGAGUUAUUCAAAUGAAAAAACUGCAAAACUGAAUAUUUUAAACUGAAUAAAAAAAAUAUUUAUUUUCUGUGAAUAUAUGCAGAUAAACGAUAUAAAAAAACUUUUAAAAAGAGAUCUUAAUAAGAUUGUUACUAAGAAAUAAGAAGAAUUUCAUUAAAUGUUAAACGAAUUGAACAAAUGUUCACAAUUCGAGUUAAAAUAAUAAUAUGAAUUAUAUAUUAAUAUGUGUUUAUUCAUCAAGAUCCGUCAUACAAUUUAGCUUCCAGUAAUGUCUAUUAAUAGUCUUUGAAAGAAAAAAUUGAAUAAAUGAAAUAGUGAUACGCUAUUAUAGCGAAAUUAUAAUACAUCAUCAAUAUGAAUGCAAGGAAACUCGAUUUUGGAUUUUGAAUAGAUACACGUCCGGAAUGAUAAAAAAUCGGUUAUGAAGGAAGAAAACUGAUUAAUACAUCUGGUAUUUCAGUAACAUAUAAUUUAACGUAAAAUAUUAAGUCGUUCUCGUAGAUUAAAUCGAGAAAACAAUUUCACAAUGGAAUAAGAGCUGGUCAUCGCGUACUUAUCUUCCAACCAUGCAGUUAGUGGAAUUACUUUUGGAAUUAUACCGAGUGGGACAAAUCGAAUAUUUAAUACCAUAUUAUGAAUCAUAAUAAAUAUUAGAUUUUCUAGAAUAGUUAUUAAGGAUUGAAUUCGAAUUCUUAUCUACGCAUUAAUAUUCUGUAUGAUUCUCUAUAUUUUUUGCUUAUUUUAUUUUUCAUACUCGUACAUAAGAUCUUGCGCAUAGAAAAGGAUUUCAAACAUUGUAUUUUGAAAUCCAAAAACAUAAAAAAAAAAAAAUUUGUUCACUCGGUAUAUUCUUUGAUAGAACCUACAUUCUAAUGCAUAGUUUAUUAGUUGAAAAAUACACAGGGCUGCCAAAUCUCCGUAAAUCAUAUCAAAAUAUUUAGAGAAAUAUUACAUAAAUAAUUUAUUAAUUGACCAACUGUUUUUCAUUAAUUUGUACGCGCUGUUCUAUCGCAAUUUUUAGUUUGCCUCAGAGGCUCUCAAUGAUUUGUUAAAAAGAAGAAAACGGUUCAUUUUGUCGAUAUUAUGUAUCAAUAAUAAAGAUUGGACAGUCAAUUAAUAAGCUUGGCUUCGUUCACAACGUGCACGAAUUAUAUCUGUGCAUUAGUUGAACAUCGAAUUAACUGAGGCCUCUGUAAAUUUGACGUGCCGUUUUGCAUUCUAAAUAUUAUAAAGUACUGCUGCCACGCGAAACGACAUCGUCACUUAUCAAUUUAUUUAGCAUUAUUAAACCACUGUCAUGCGUUCUCGUAACGCGAAUUGCAUGUUUUGAUAUUUUAAAAGGAUAUAUUCUAUAAUUCAUUUACAAUCAAUACAAUGAUCAAAACUUUUUGAAAUGAAACCAAAACAAAAAAAAGAGAAGAAACCAUAAAAAUUACAAACAAUGUUAGCGUGAUCUGUCCAUUGAGCUAAUUAACCUCAAUAUUUGUUUUGAUCAUUUUCCCGAUUUUUUUUUUUUUUUUUUUUU